AAUGAAGUUCGGAAAAGAAUUUGCAGCGCAGAUGGUGCCGGAAUGGCACGAAGCGUACAUGGACUACGCAUACAUGAAAACCCUACUAAAAGAGAUCCACCUCUUCAAGCAGAAGAACCGGCCGGCGGCCGGCGGCGCCGCCCGGUCCGGCAGCCUCCGGCGGAGCCUCACCCUCUACAGAGCCUUCAGCGGGCUCCUGAUUCACAGGACGACUUCUCCGAACAACACCAACAAGCAGUUGCACGACGUUGAGAACCAGGUGAUUCAGGUGAACAACGUCCGUACGGACGGCGGCGACGAGCGGUCGGAGACGAUGUUUCUGAUGACCGGAGACGACGGUGGGGAGUACGAGCUGGUUUACUUCAGGAGAUUGGAUGAUGAGUUCAACAAAGUGGUGAAGUUCUAUAAGCUGAAAGUUGAUGAGGUGAUGCAAGAAGCUGCUGUUCUGAAUAAGCAGAUGGAAGCGCUUAUAGCUUUUCGGAUUAAAGUCGAUAAUCCGAAAGGGUGGGCGAAUAGCGUUGAGGAAACUUCUAAGCUUGCUUCGGAGGUUGAAGCUUCUGUAGCUGCAUUAUACGCCACCACUCCUUCUCUAGCCAUUAGAGCAAGCAGAAGAGUUGAUCACAUGGACGCAAUAGACGAAGACCAUUCGAUCCAUCAAGUGGCGAAGCCAUCGUCCGACGAAUCAUCGUCGGGCGAUGAUGAUCAUAAUAAAUUCAAUAACGGAAUGGAGAUGAAACCCGUGAAUAAUAAUAAUAAAUCGGAGAUUCAAGAAUUUAAGAUGGAUGAAACGAGGUCUUCGAUGAUGAGGCCCGCGCCACUAGAGAUACUUCAACGCGUGAGAUUUAACCCGGGCCAGGAAACUCCUCGAUCCACCAUUAAAGGAUUUCUCAAACUUCCUAACAAAACAGACCUUAAGUUCAGCAAGGAGAAUUUCAAGAAAGCUGAAGAACAGCUCAAAAAGGCUUUCGUCGAGUUUUAUCAGAAGCUCAGGCUUCUCAAAAGCUACAGUUUCCUCAAUACGAUGGCAUUUUCGAAAAUCAUGAAGAAAUACGAUAAGAUCGCGUCAAGAAGUGCGUCGAAAUCUUACAUGAAAAUGGUUGAUAAUUCCUACCUCGGCAGCUCUGAAGAGGUGAGCAAAGUGAUGGAAAGGGUAGAAAGUACAUUCAUUAAGCAUUUCUCGAAUGCAAAUCGGAGUAAAGGGAUGAAUAUCUUAAGGCCGAAAAAGAGAAAGGAAAGGCAUCGAAUAACAUUCUCCGCCGGAUUUCUUGUUGGCUGCACAGUUUCUCUAAUAUUCGCCCUAAUUCUUAUAAUACGCGCACGUCAUAUUCUCGAAGCGGACCACGAAGAAGGGAGAGUACUCUACAUGGAAACCAUGUUUCCUCUUUACAGUUUGUUCGGGUUCAUUGUACUGCACAUGGCGAUGUACGGGGCGAACAUAUUCUUCUGGAGGAAAUACAGAGUGAAUUACGCGUUUAUAUUCGGUUUUAAAGAAGGGACGGAAUUGGGAUAUAGAGAAGUUUUGUUAAUAGGUUUCAGUAUAAGUGUUCUUGCAUUAGCCGGUGUACUUGCUAAUUUAGACAUGGAAAUGGAUCCCGUUACUAAAGACUAUAAAGCCGUUACAGAACUGCUUCCACUCGGAUUAGUAAUGCUCGUGGUUGUGAUUUUGCUCUGCCCUUUAAACAUUGUGUACCGUUCGAGUCGGAAGUUUCUGCUCGUAUGUCUAUUUCAUUGCCUCUUAGCUCCUCUCUAUAAGGUUACACUACCAGACUUCUUCUUAGCAGACCAGCUUACAAGCCAGGUUCAAGCUUUUAGGAGUCUACAAUUCUAUGUAUGCUAUUACGGUUGGGGAGACUACAAAAGGAGGGCAAGUAAUUGCAAAUCGAGCGACGUUUUCAACACUUUCUCUUUCAUUAUUGCUGCUAUACCAUACUCGUGGCGCCUUCUUCAGUGCCUAAGGAGGCUGUACGACGAAAAAGAUGCGAUGCAAGGGUACAACGGUCUGAAAUAUUUCUCGACUAUAGUGGCAGUUAGUACAAGAACAGCGUACACUCUCAACAACGGAAUUGGUUGGAAAAUAGUUGCAUGGAUAGCAUCGAUUAUCGCGGCAGUUACGAGCACGUAUUGGGAUAUUGUUAUCGAUUGGGGUCUUCUCCAAAGAAACUCUAAGAACAAAUGGCUGAGAGAUAAAUUACUCAUCUCUAACAAAAGUGUCUACUAUGGAGCUAUUGUACUGAAUGUGUUAUUGAGGUUAGCAUGGAUGCAGACUGUGAUGAAUAUUACGAUUUUUUCGUUGCAUAGACAGACGAUGGUUGCCCUCGUCGCUUCUCUGGAGAUUAUUCGUCGUGGUGUAUGGAAUUUUUUCAGGCUGGAGAAUGAGCAUCUAAACAAUGUCGGAAAAUACCGUGCUUUUAAAUCAGUGCCGUUGCCGUUUAAUUAUGACGAAGAUGGAGACAAAGAUGAGUAGUAGAAAUAUUAAAGAGGGGGAAAAGGGAUCAAUAAAAUGCUUAUAUAUAUGUAUUGUAGUAACAAUCUUGGAUUGAUUGUUUAUUCAGUUUUUACUAACUGUAACCUGUGAAUAAUCAAUCACAUGUAUGAAACUUCUUUCUGUUAAUUCAUAUACAAAUACUUGAUUGUACAUUCUUUAUGAAUCAAUUAUCUUACGCCACGGAAAAGAUUCUUGAAAAGUAUUAUGUGAAAGAUUCCAAAUUUGUGAUUGUU
Erythranthe guttata (spotted monkey flower) is the source of this 2718-nucleotide messenger RNA. The record is from RefSeq and is a predicted model, not a curated record. NCBI's taxonomy places the organism in Eukaryota, Viridiplantae, Streptophyta, Magnoliopsida, Lamiales, Phrymaceae.